This is a messenger RNA of Schistosoma turkestanicum, 2401 nucleotides long. The record is from the annotation of a GenBank genome assembly. Lineage: Eukaryota; Metazoa; Platyhelminthes; Trematoda; Strigeidida; Schistosomatidae.
CAGAGGCUUAUUUAAGGUUUGCGUUGCAGAGCUGGUUUGUUGCUGGACACUUCACACGUGCCUGGCCGAUGUAUGCCAUCUUUGGAUAGCAUUUAUGGUCACAGUUAUUGUAACCAUACGCUUAAAGAGGACGUCGAUGGUUUUCUGCUCAAAGAUCUUAGUAUGACAACACAAAAUCAUGAUGAACACGCCCCUCUUUUGGGAGAUGUUCAUGCUGAUAUUUCUUCUGAUACAUAUUCACCACUUGUAAAUGAUAUACAUAGUGAUUCAGACUUCAAUAACGUCUUACAAAGCGCCCUUCAAGCUAUUGAGUCCGGGAUACUGCCUGAAAGGAUCUAUCAAGGGUCAAGUGGGAGUUACUUUGUUAAGAAUCCAGACGGCGAGAAAAUUGCAGUGUUCAAACCGAAAGACGAGGAGCCCUAUGGGAAGCUGAAUCCAAAAUGGACCAAGUGGAUGCAUAAACACUGCUGUCCUUGCUGUUUUGGUCGCUCAUGUUUGGUUCCAAAUCAAGGUUACCUUUCAGAGGCUGGUGCCAGUCUUGUAGAUCAGCGACUACGGCUGAAUAUCGUUCCUGCAACAAGAGUUGUUCGUUUAGUAAGCGAAAGUUUCAAUUACAGUGCGGUUGAUCGUGCUAAAUCUAGGACUAAACAACACGUUGCUUCACGGUUCCCCGAGUUAGGUCGUCAUUUCAACCGUCUCGGACUUCCUCCGAAAAUCGGAUCUUUCCAACUUUUUGUCUCUGGUUGUCGAGAUGCUGACUAUUGGCUUCGCCAUUUUGAUAAUGAAUCGCUUCCUAAGCCUACAGCUUCAGAAUUCCGAUUUCAGUUUGAAAAACUUGUUGUACUUGAUUAUCUAAUUCGGAAUACAGAUCGUGGAAAUGAUAAUUGGCUUAUUCGUUAUCAAAGUUCGGAUCUGAAGGAAGAUACAGAUGAGACCAAUAAAGAUGGUUGGGGUGUUGUUGAUAUGCCAAAAAUAGAAUUAUUUGCAAUCGACAACGGUUUGUCUUUCCCGUUUAAGCAUCCAGAUGAAUGGAGAGCAUAUCCUUUUUAUUGGGGUUGGCUCCCUAUGGCUAAAGAACCAUUUUCAGAUGCAAUUAAAGAAGCUGUUCUUCCAUUAUUGUCCGACAUGCACUUCAUCAAUAGUCUAGUUCGUGAUCUUUAUAAUUUAUUCAAAAUUGAUCCAGGCUUUGACUUAUCCACUUUUAACAAACAAAUGUCUGUUUUACGGGGUCAGGUUGUAAAUUUAGUUGCAGCUCUACGAAAUUCAAAAAGCCCUUACGAUCUUGUACGAAUGCCAGUUCUGACUUUGGAGUUAUCCUCUAAAAAGCGUCCUACAAGACAUCGAUGGCCUCAUCAAAGGUUAGCAGCUGGUUUCGCUCAAAAUGAAAAUAUGCCUGAAAGUUCUAGUUAUCGUAAUAAUUAUAGCAACCUUACAGUUGAUGUUAACCCUACAAAUAAUGUACAGACCAAUCAAGAUACAAUAUUAACUGAAAAUCAGACAAAUAACUUAAUUGAUUGUGAUAAUUUUAUAAAUCUUGAUAACUCUCAACCCGAUACAAAUUCAAAACAUCCACAUGAAGUUGAUGUUGUUUCUGCUGCUACUACCAGUGAAAACGUUGUAGAUGAUGGUGAUGAUGAUGAAGAUGAACUAGAGCAUGGACUAGUUGCUCUAUCAUCUUUUAAAAAUAAACUAACUAUACCAAUUAAUAAUGAUGGUAAACAGACUGAAGUGGAUUUAGCUGGCAGCGCUGGCGAUGAAAACGAUGAACAGCGUUUCAAUUUACGUUAUUACAAAAAACCUUUUUUCACUUGGUUUUAACAAUCUAUUCUUUUUCCUUUUUUUUCUUUUAUCCAUUUACUACUUUUGAUAAACUGGUGUCAACAAAACAAAACAUACACAUAUUUGUCUUUCUGUUUGAAAUCAUUGACACAUUAAAACUGUGUUGACAAUCAAAAAAAAGGAAAAAAAAGUAAUUUCCAACAUUUAAUUAUGACUAUUUUUUUUUUUGAUGAAUAAUGAUAGAAUAUGGUCUUUUAUUAACUAAUCUAAGCCAAGUUUUCUUUUUCCUCAAUCUCCUUCUUUUUUUAAUGCAUUGUUAAUUUUGUAAUGGCUUUACUUAUUUAUUCAUCUUCUCCCUUUUUCAAAUGGAUCUUUUUGUCUUUAUUUCUUCCUGAACUUUGUACAGAUUUGAUUCCUUUUAUACACAUAUUUUUGACAAUAAUUAGAUGUAAGUCAGUGUUAAGUUAAAUCUUGAAUUAAACACCCAUGUAAAAGUUAUGUGGUGUAUGUGUAAUCGGAUAAAGUUCAGUGAAUAUAUAUUUGCUAUCCUAUUCGUUUCUAGUUUGUGCAAUUUUGUUAACUCUUCAGUAGAGCGUAUUUUAUUCUCUAGUUACAGGAUUUU